AUGUCGCACACCGACAUAAAAAUCGCUAACGGGAUAGCAACGGAAACAGAUACAUUCCAGUUAAAGAAACAGCUUGGACUCUAUAACGGUGUGACCCUUAUCGUUGGAAUCAUUGUUGGAAGUGGGAUAUUCGUGUCCCCUAAAGGGGUUUUGCAGGAAGCAGGUUCCGUGGGCUCAUCGCUCCUGAUUUGGGGGUUGUGCGGUGUGAUUUGCCUCGUGGGGGCACUGUGCUACUCGGAACUAGGCACGUCCAUUUUGAAAUCAGGAGGAGAUUACUCGUACAUAAAUGAAGCGUUCGGAGAUUUGCCUUCCUUUCUUUAUUUGUGGGUUGCCAUAGUGAUAAUAUUCCCCGUUGGGAACGCAGUGACGGCCAUAACGUUUUCAAAUUAUAUUCUCCAACCAGUGUUCACGGGUUGUGGUCCACCGAAUAUUGCCGUUAGCCUUCUAGCGGCUUCGUGUAUAACGCUGCUAACUCUGGUGAACUGCGUGAACGUGAAAUGGGCGACUCGAGUGCAGGAUAUCUUCACUGUCACCAAGAUCGUUGCGCUGCUCGUCAUCAUCAUCACAGGGAUCGCCAAGAUCUGCAUGGGAUAUGUUGAGAGUUUUGAAAAGCCCUUUGAAAGCUCUACGUCUGACCCUAGCCGUUUUGCGUUAGCUUUCUAUUCUGGAUUGUUUUCCUACUCUGGAUGGACGUAUCUGAAUAUGGUGACAGAAGAAUUGAAAGACCCAUAUAGAAAUUUACCACGUGCAAUAUGGAUUUCCCUACCUCUGAUAACAAUCAUCUACCUGUUGACGAACGUUGCCUACUUCGCAGUGAUGUCGCCGAUGGAGAUGUUGGAGUCAGACGCUGUUGCAGUGACAUUUGCGAACCGGACGCUUGGUGUCAUGUCGUGGAUCAUGCCGAUAUUCGUAGCGUUCUCAACGUUUGGUGGACUGAACGGAGCUAUUUUCACAUCAUCCAGAUUAUUCUUCGUUGGAGCGCGUGCUGGUCAUCUGCCUGGUUUCCUAGCAACUAUUAACAUGAAAUUCAUGACGCCACUUCCAUCAUUAUUAUUUGGGUGCGUAAUGUCUCUGGUAUACGUCUGCGCCAGUGAUGUCUACGCGCUCAUUACGUACGGUGCGUUCGUGGAAUCGGUGUUCAUCGCCAUGUCAGUGGCAGGCCUCCUCUAUCUCAGAUACACCAGACCCGACAUGAAGCGACCAAUCAAGGUAAACAUAGCUUUCCCAGUGUUUUUUCUGAUCGUGUGCGUGUUUCUACUCAUAACUCCACUGGCCUCCAGUCCUAUGUCAUGCUUCAUUGGUCUCGUCAUGAUAGCCACAGGGGUACCGGUCUACCUUGUCACAGUUUUGUGGAAGAAGAAACCACAACGUUUUCUGCUAGCAAUAGAACAAUUUACAAUUUUUGUACAGAAGUUAUUCUUCGCCGCAAGAGAAGAAAUGAAGGAAGAUUGA
Gigantopelta aegis is the source of this 1452-nucleotide messenger RNA. Its product is annotated as Y+L amino acid transporter 2-like. The transcript is spliced from 10 exons. Gene Ontology annotation, molecular function: L-amino acid transmembrane transporter activity. Gene Ontology annotation, biological process: amino acid transmembrane transport. NCBI's taxonomy places the organism in Eukaryota, Metazoa, Mollusca, Gastropoda, Neomphalida, Peltospiridae. Bases 1 to 1452 code for a protein of 483 amino acids. The record is from RefSeq and is a predicted model, not a curated record. Gene Ontology annotation, cellular component: membrane.